AACCAUGCCAACUUCACUUCACCUGACCUCAUCCCCGCACUUUCCACCAGCAAAGACACAUACGCUUUGUUGCACAAUGUCGGCGCCCAGACCGGAACCUGCUGAGAAGCAGUGGGUCACCAUCAAGACCACUCUUCCGACCAUCCCGUACCCUCCCCCAGAGUCGCGUCCGCCCAUCAUCACCUCGCGACUCCUCAUCCGGCCACUCGCGGCCACGGACCUGCACGCCCUGCACGCCCUUGAGACGCAGCCCCAAGUGGUGCAAUGGUCCAGCCGCGGCGUCCCCAACGCCAGCAUCGAGGCUACCCGCAGGGUGCUCCGCGAUAAGCUCGCGGACGACCUGGCCACGUACGAGGUGGCCAUCUGCCUGCGGGAGUCGCCCGGGGAGAUGAUUGGCAUAGGGGGAUCGCAUCGCCGCGUCGGUAACCUCGGCUGGCCGGUGCUCAGCUAUGCGCUGCGGUUCGAGCAUUGGGGGAGGGGCUACGCGACGGAGUUCCUGCAGGCGUUUUUGUCCCGGUGGUGGGCGCUGCCGAGGGACGAGGUGGAGUUGCGCGUCGAGGCCAGCACCGUCGGUAGAAGCGGCGACAGCGACGUCAAGGAUGAGUGUGUGACGUCCGUGACGACGGAGCGAAACGUCGCCAGUCAGAGGGUCAUGAUCAAGAGCGGCAUGAGCCUGGCCAAAGUGUGGAGCGAAAAGGACUUGGCCAGGCCCGACGAGGACGCAUCCAUCACAAUGCUGGGGUUCACGGCGACGAAGCCCGCAGAAUGAGAUGAGAUGCAACCCAACAAGUCGACGACAAGACGUUCAAAAAUUCAAGCUAUGCGCCGACCACGCUCUAUAAAAGCACGCAAACCUUCUAUCCCGCCUCUCCCCAGUGCGGCCCCUGACGCCUUGCAAAAAAUCGCUCACCUCUCGCACGCAGCCUCCUCCUGCGACCCAGCAGAGUACACAUGCAGAUAACCCCCGCGGCGACUACAGCUCCUUGUCCAGAACGGUAAAGUAAAGGUCAUCCCGCAGCGCCUUGCCGUUGACGAGGUGCGCGUACGGGAACGGCAUCGUCCUGUCCGUCUUGCGGUACCCCCUCCGGACGUACCACGCGAUGAGCUCCUCGCGCGGCCAGAUGACGCACAUCUCGAUGCAGCGCACGCCCCAGGCCGUCCGGGCGUAGUCCUCGGCGUGCGCCAGGAUGCUGCGCCCGAGCCCGCCGGCCUGGCGCGUCGGGUCCACGGCGAAGAGCCCAAAGUAGGCGAGGUCGCGGUCCUUUUGGAGGAGCUCGCAGCAGCCGGCGAGGGUGCCGUCGCUGGCGUCGUGCGCGACGAGGACGACGCCCGACGGGUGGUUGAUCUUGGCGAGCAUGCCGUCCGUGUCGAUGCGCUCGUCGGCCACGAGGUCCGCCUCGGUGGUCCAGCCCGCGCGGGAGGCGUCGCCGCGGUAGGCGGAGCGCACGAGGGCGAGCACCGCGGCGGCGUCUUCGGCGGUGGCGGCUCGGAAGACGAGCGGCGUGACGGCCAUGGUGG
Molecule: messenger RNA, 1518 nt
Organism: Purpureocillium takamizusanense
Lineage: Eukaryota; Fungi; Ascomycota; Sordariomycetes; Hypocreales; Ophiocordycipitaceae
Exons: 1
Coding region: 5-769 (254 amino acids)
Molecular function (GO): acyltransferase activity, transferring groups other than amino-acyl groups
Source: RefSeq, a predicted model, not a curated record